Messenger RNA from Erinaceus europaeus (western European hedgehog), 656 nucleotides. RefSeq names its product microsomal glutathione S-transferase 2 (gene MGST2). Gene Ontology annotation, biological process: leukotriene biosynthetic process. The record is from RefSeq and is a predicted model, not a curated record. NCBI's taxonomy places the organism in Eukaryota, Metazoa, Chordata, Mammalia, Eulipotyphla, Erinaceidae. Gene Ontology annotation, molecular function: glutathione peroxidase activity; enzyme activator activity; glutathione transferase activity. Gene Ontology annotation, cellular component: membrane; nuclear envelope; endoplasmic reticulum. The transcript has 5 exons. The coding region runs from base 119 to 562 and encodes 147 amino acids.
CAAAGGUCCCAGGCUCUUUGCUUGGCUGAACUCAGUCCCCCAGUUCUGUUUGCUUAGCAGGAGGGGACAGGACAUUUCAGAGCUGACAGACUCCUCUCAGUUUUGUCCUGGGUGCGAGAUGGCUGCACACCCCGUCCUGCUGGCUGCUCUGUCUCUCCUCUCUGUCUGCCAGCAAGGCUACUUCGCUGUGCAGGUGGGAAAAGCCAGGCGCCAGUACAAGGUGACGCCCCCUGCCAUCUCUGGGCCACCCGAGUUUGAGAGGCUAUUUCGUGCUCAACAGAACUGUGUGGAGUUUUACCCCCUCUUCUUGGUCACCCUGUGGAUGGCUGGGUGGUAUUUCAACCAAGUUUCUGCCGCGUGUCUGGGUCUGGUGUACAUAUAUGCCCGCUACCAGUAUUUCUGGGGAUAUUCAGAAGAUGCCAAAAAGAGGCUCUUUGGUUUCCGCCUGGGCCUGGGCGCUCUGGCCUUUCUGACCGUCCUUGGCGCCCUGGGGGUUGCAAAUAGCUUUCUGGACGAGUACCUGGACUUCAGUCUGGUCAAAGAGCUGAGGAGACGCACCUAGUGGCCAUCCCCUGCCCCUGUGGGCAGACGCCAGGUACACGCUGAAGGCUGUGGACCCCUGUGCAAGCUGAGAAAUAAAAGUGGUGUUGUGUUGU